Molecule: messenger RNA, 1656 nt
Organism: Leptomonas pyrrhocoris
Lineage: Eukaryota; Euglenozoa; Kinetoplastea; Trypanosomatida; Trypanosomatidae
Product: phosphatidylinositol-4-phosphate-5-kinase-likep ro tein
Exons: 1
Coding region: 1-1656 (551 amino acids)
Biological process (GO): phosphatidylinositol metabolic process
Molecular function (GO): phosphatidylinositol kinase activity
Source: RefSeq, a predicted model, not a curated record
AUGCCGUUGAACCGGGAAUUGCUGGCCUCCGUAAAGCUGGAGGCGAUCAGCGGCGCCGACUGGAUGGACGAGGGCCAUGAGAAGGCCAACGAUGGCCGCUCCGUUGGCGCCGACGGCUCCCAGCACCUGGCGAUGGACAACGCCGAGGAGGAUCAGCAGAACCCGGCGACGAAGAACCUCAUCCGGUGCUUCAAGAUUGCGCUAGAGCGCGUCAUCACCAGUAUCUCGCUCCCGGAGAAGCAGCGGCCGCUGAACCCGAAGAAGGACUUCUCGAUUGAGGCGUCCAUGCGCUUCCGCGCCACCCGCAGCGGUGGUAUUCAGUGCUGCGGGGCAGGCACCACGAAUGUGAAGCAACGGCGCAAGCCGCAUUCUCAAAUGGUCAAGGCCCGGCCCACCGACGUCGUGGGAUCGCGCGCCGUCCAAUCGUCGCACUACCGCAGUGAGAUUACGCACAUGUUCUCGAUAGUCGACCGCGACUCCAACUCAGACGCCGAGCAGCAAGUUGACUACGGCGCCUUCGUUAUGCCCGGUUCUACGGCCACUGCGGGACGCAGCUCCUCGCCCGGUCGCACCCGUCGUCCGCAGAAAGCGGCGGCACCACUCAACGGCACCUUCGUCGACUUCACCAGCGACGACGACGACGACGACGAAGAGGAAGAAGAUCAGCCGCCGGUGAACUUUACCUUCACGGAUUACUCUCCCAUGUGCUACCGGCACGUCCGUGAGUUUUUCGCCGUCGACCCCAAGGAUUAUUGCAACGUCCUGUGCAACAGUCGGUGGCACAGCAUCCCUACGCCGGGCAAGUCGGCCGCGCAGCUCUUCUUUUGUGGUCGCGAUUGGGUGAUCAAGACGAUGACCGACAUGGAGAGCGACUUCUUGCGCGAUAUUCUGCACCGUUACUACUACCACGUCCGCGACAACCCCUACACAUUACUCCCGCACUUUGUUGGACAUCAUCGCAUGCGGAUUGGCGCUAAGACGUUCAACUUCAUUAUCAUGCAGAACGUCUUCGCCACCACAAACACCAUUCACGAGAAGUUCGACUUAAAGGGCAGCACAAUUGGACGCUUUGCCUCUGAUGCAGAGAAACGACGCGCGACGUGCACGCAGAAGGACCUUGAUAUCAACAGCCCCCUCCACGUCGGCAGCGAGCGACGCGCGCUGUUGAUCGAUCAAAUUAAAAAGGACUGCGAGUUGCUCAAGCGGUCGCGCAUUAUGGACUACUCCUUUCUCGUUGGGAUUUGCGUGUUGCACUCGGCGGCGGAAGGUGGUGCAGCGCACACCGGUUCUCCGGGCCCGCUGACGCGCACGAUGGGAGAGGCGACGCUGCGCGUGGGGUCCACGACGGCCUGCGCAAACUUGGGUGAGGGACAGGACGUCACCGUGGCGGACCUCAACGAUCACGUCCGCAACGCCAGCCUUGACGGACGCUGCUUUACCGCGGAUCAAGGUGGCAUGCUGAGCAGCAAGGUGCCCGGUCUAAGGCAAGAAAUCUAUUACAUCGGCAUUAUUGACAUAUUGCAGGAAUAUAACACGCGCAAGCGUCUGGAGAACGUUGUGUUUGGUACAAUGCACGACCGCAAGCGCAUCUCCUGCGUCGACCCCAACGACUACGCCUCUCGCUUUAUCGCGUUUAUGUCCUCCAUCAUUGUUUGA